Molecule: messenger RNA, 249 nt
Organism: Racocetra persica
Lineage: Eukaryota; Fungi; Glomeromycota; Glomeromycetes; Diversisporales; Gigasporaceae
Source: the annotation of a GenBank genome assembly
AAAAUUCAAGCUGGAAAGACCGAAAUUAAAACGGACAAACAAGGAGAUUAUAUUCGUCGUGUCACUCUUUCUACUACCAUGGUAUCACAAUACCUAGAAAAAGAAUAUUCUGGCUUGGAAAAAACUACUAAAAAACCCCGUGAAUAUCACGUUAAAGAGGCUUUAACUAGAUAUAUGAAGGACACGGAAGAAGUUAAAGAGACGGAAAAAUACCGGAAAAGAAAAAAACUACCUCAUGAAUAUCACAUU